Molecule: messenger RNA, 12622 nt
Organism: Varanus komodoensis (Komodo dragon)
Lineage: Eukaryota; Metazoa; Chordata; Lepidosauria; Squamata; Varanidae
Gene: HSPG2
Product: heparan sulfate proteoglycan 2
Biological process (GO): cell-cell adhesion
Cellular component (GO): cell-cell junction
Molecular function (GO): cell adhesion molecule binding; calcium ion binding
Source: RefSeq, a predicted model, not a curated record
CUACGGAAGUGGGGAGAACGGCAGCGGGACAGUUAUCCAGACCAAGCCCCCCCUGGUGGGCCAGCUCCCCUUCCCCACAGACCUCCACCCCGCUCCUCCUCCUGUGGGGGUCCCAGCCCCUGCAAGCAUGACCGUCUCCGAAACAGACGAUGACUCUCAGCUCAUCUACUUCCGCGCCCUGGUGAAUUUCACCAAGUCCAUCGACUACAGCCCUCGCCUGGACGACGUCAACUCGGAGGAUUUCCGGGAUGUCUCAGAAGCAGUGGUGGACACGCUGGAGUCCGAGUACUACAAAAUCGCCGGCGAGCAGGUGGUCAGCGUCGUCUUCAUCAAGGAGAUCGAUGGCGACAUCUUCGUGGAGCUGGACGUGGGCUCCGAGGGCAACACGGACGAGGAGCAGAUCCGCGAGGUGCUCUACUCGGUCAUCGCGAGCGGCUCCAUCGCCUCCUACGUCACCUCCACGCAGGGCUUCCACUUCCGGCGCCUGGGGGCAGUGCCCCCGGAGAUCCGGGCCUGCACCGCGGACGAGUUCUCCUGCCUCAGCGGCGAGUGCAUCCCCCGGGAGUUCCUGUGCGACCGGCGGCCGGACUGCCGGGACAUGUCAGAUGAGCUGAGCUGUGAAGAGCCGAUGCUGCCCGAGUGCUCCGACACGGAGUUUGCCUGCGACAGCGGGCAGUGCGUGCGCCUCGCCUUCCGCUGCGAUGGACACCCGGACUGCGGGGACGCCUCCGACGAGGACGGCUGCGAGCAAACCGUGCCGCCUCCGCGGGUGACCACCGCCCCCCCCAGGCCUGUCACGCCUCGGGUCCCCAGCACCGCGCCCCCGGCCACCACCCGCCGCGCCCCGGUCACCGGGCCGCAGCGGGGCCUCACGCCCAAGCCCUCGCUGUCCCCCGAGGCGCGCCCCUGCCGCAAGGACGAGGCCGCCUGCGCCAGCGGGCAGUGCAUCCCGCCGGACUACGUGUGCGACGGGGAGCGCGACUGCCGCGACGGCAGCGACGAGCUGCACUGCGGCACGCCCUCCCCCUGCGAGCCCAACGAGUUCAGGUGCCGCAACGGCUACUGCGCCCUCAAGCUCUGGCGCUGCGACGGCGACAACGACUGCACCGACGGCUCCGACGAGCUGAACUGCCCCACGAAAGCCCCCGGGGACACCUGCGGCCCGGAGCAGUUCGUCUGUGUGUCGACACGCACCUGCAUCCCGGCCAGCUACCAGUGCGACGAGGAGGCCGACUGCCCGGAUCGCUCGGACGAGAUCGGAUGCAUCCCUCCACAGGUGAUCACCCCCCCUGAGGAGUCCAUCCAGGUGGCCCCCGGAGCGACGGUCCGUUUCACCUGUGUGGCUGUCGGCGUCCCCACCCCAAUCAUCACCUGGAGGCUCAACUGGGGCCACAUCCCCAGCAGCCGCAGGGUGUCCAUCACCAGCGAGAACGGCCACGGGACGCUGACCAUCAAGGACGUGAAGGAGGCUGACCAGGGGGCCUACACCUGCGAGGCCAUCAACGCCCGCGGGAUGGUGUUCGGCAUCCCCGAUGGCGUGCUGAGCCUCACCCCCCGUCCAGGGCCCUGCCCCGAGGGGCACUUCCACCUGGAGGGCACCUCCCGCUGCCUGCCCUGCUUCUGCUUCGGCGUCACCAGAGCCUGCCGCGAGACCAGCCGCCACCGGCACCAGAUCCACCUGCGCUUCGACCUGCCCAACGACUUCAAAGGGGUGAAUGUGACGGCACCCGCCCAGCCCGGAGUGCCCCCCCUCUCUUCGACGCAGCUCCAGAUCCACCCCGGCUUGCAGGAGUUCCAGCUGGUGGACCUCUCCCGCCGCUUCCUGGCCCACGACUCGUUCUGGACCCUGCCGGGGCAGUUCCUGGGGAACAAGGUGGAUUCCUACGGCGGCCACCUGCAGUUCAAGGUGCGCUACAGCCUGGCUCGGGGCCAGUCGGAGCCGGUGCAGAGGGCCGACGUCGUCAUCGUGGGCGGUGGGCAGAGGCUCCUGUACCGAGCGCGGGUGCCCACGCAGCCCAUGCUGGUGAACCAGCGCCAGGUCCACUUCAGCGAGGAGAACUGGGAGAAGGAGUCGGGGGGCCCCGUCAGCCGGGAGGAGCUGCUCCUCGCCCUGCAGGACCUGGAAGCCAUCCUGAUCCGGACCGUCUACGACAACCGGAUGGCCAGCGUGGGGCUGAGCGACGUGGUCAUGGACACCACCACCACCGAGGCCACCGACCUGGGCACGGCGCGUGGCGUGGAGGAAUGCAGGUGCCCCGCCGGCUACUCGGGUCUCUCGUGCGAGCGCUGCAGCGUGCACUUCGAGCGCGUGCCCGGCGGGCCUUUCCUCGGCUCGUGCUCCGGAUGCAGCUGCAACGGCCACGCCAGCUCCUGCGACCCGUCCUCCGGCUACUGCCUGAACUGCCAGCACAACACAGAGGGGCCCCAGUGCAACAUGUGCAAGCCAGGAUUCUUCGGGGACGCCACGAAGGGCACCCCGACGGCCUGUCGCCCCUGCCCCUGCCCCUACACGGAAGCCCCCAGGAGGUUCUCCGACUCCUGCUUCCUGGACACGGAUGGCCACGCCACCUGUGACGCCUGUGCGCCUGGCUACACAGGACGCCGCUGCGAAAAAUGCGCCCCAGGCUACGAAGGAAACCCCAUCCAGCCCGGGGGCAGGUGUGUGAAGACCGGGCAGGACGUGCUGUGUGACGAGCGCGGGAGCAGCAGGGCCGCGGGUGGCCGGUGCCAGUGCAAGCCCAACGUCGACGGCCAUCUCUGCGACGCCUGUGCCUCGGGCUCCUUCCACCUGAGCCGCGAGAACCCCGACGGCUGCCUGCGCUGCUUCUGCAUGGGCGUCUCGCGCCAGUGCACCAGCUCCUCCUGGAGCCGGGACCAGGUGCGGGUGGCCUACGAGGACGCCGAGCGGGAGCAGUUCAGCCUCUCCAACGCGGACGGCAGCCGGACCGUGGCGGAGGGUGUCCACGUCGCCACGGGCCCCGAGCUCUCCUUCUCCUCCUUCCACGUGCUGCCGCGCGAUGUGUAUUACUGGGUGCUGCCCCAGCGCUUCCGGGGAGACAAGGUGACCUCGUACGGCGGGGAGCUGCGCUACACCGUCACCCACGACACCUUCCCGGGCGUCGCACCCGUGCGGGGCCAGCCCAGCGUGCUGCUGCAGGGGAACGGCAUCUUCCUGGAGCACUUCACGGAGCGGACCCCCCUGCCCGGUGUGCCCACGGGCUUCGCGGUGCCCUUCCGGGAGCACGCCUGGCGCCGUGCGGACGGGCAGAACGCCACCCGGGAGCACCUGCUCAUGGCGCUGGCCGACAUCGAUGUCUUCAUGAUCCGGGCGUCCUACUCAGAGCAGCCCUCGGAGAGCAGGAUCUCCGGCAUCCACAUGGACGUGGCCGUGCCGCACCCCACGGGCCUGGAGCCUGCCCUGGAGGUGGAGGAGUGCACCUGCCCCCGCGGGUACCGCGGCCCCUCCUGCCAGGACUGCGACUCCGGCUACACGCGCACCACCAGCGGCCUCUACCUGGGCACCUGCGAGCCCUGCGACUGCAGCGGCCACUCCUCUGCGUGUGACCCCGAGACGGGAGACUGCCAGAACUGCCAGGACAACACGGAAGGGCCGCGGUGCGAGCGCUGCCGGCCGGGCUUCUUCGGCGACGCCAGACGCGGGGACUGCCGGCCCUGCCCGUGCCACGGGCCCCCCUCCGCCAGCCAGGCCCCCCGGAGCUGCUUCGUGGACUCGGACGGGCUGCCCACGUGUGACCCCUGCGGCCCCGGCCACGUCGGGCGCCUCUGCGAAAGGUGUGCUCCAGGCUACGUGGGGGACCCCCUCCAGGGACAGCCCUGCACAGACCCAGGCCUGCGGUGCCACUGCGACCUCGACGGCAGCGUCAGCGGCCAGUGUGACGCCGACAGGCGGUGCCAGUGCAAGGCCAACGUGGAGGGCCCCUCCUGCGGCACGUGCCGCCCGCACCACUUCCACCUGAGCGCGGACAACCCGGACGGCUGCCUGCCCUGCUUCUGCAUGGGCGUCACCCAGCAGUGCUCCAGCAGCACCCACUACCGCCACGUGGUCAGCCGCCCCUUCCUCCCGGGGAACUCGCAGGGCUUCGCUCUGGUCAACCGCCAGCGCAGCACCCGCAUCCAGACCGGCCUCGUGGUGGAGGCGUCCCCGGAGGGCCCGCAGCUGUCCUACGGCCGCUUCGGCGAGCUGGGCCAGCAGGCCUUCCACUGGCAGCUGCCGGAAGCCUACCUGGGAGACAAGGUCGGGUCCUACGGGGGACGCCUUCGCUACACUCUGUCCUAUAACGCCGGGGAGAGAGGCACCCCGCUGCCCGACGCCGCCGUGCAGAUAACCGGCAACGACAUCACGCUGGUGGCCUACCUGCCCGAGCUCCAGCCCCGUGAGCGCCGCACCUUUGAGGUCCCCUUCCGGGAGCAAUUCUGGAAGCGGCCCGACGGGCAGCCCGCCACCCGGGAGCACCUGCUGAUGGCGCUGGCGGACCUGGACGAGAUCCUCGUGCGCGCCACCUUCUCCACCGACAUGGUGUCGGCCAGCAUCGCCGGCGUCGGCCUGGAGACCGCCGUGCCCACCUACACCAGCCUCGGCCGGGCCCUGGAGGUGGAGCAGUGCCGCUGCCCCCCGGGAUACCAGGGACUUUCCUGCCAGGACUGCGCGGCCGGCUACACCCGCACGGGGAACGGCCUCUACCUGGGCCACUGCACCCUGUGUGAAUGCAACGGGCACUCGGACUCCUGCCACCCCGAGACCGGCGCCUGCUCGAGCUGCCUGCACCAGACGGCCGGGGAGUUCUGCGAGCAGUGCGCACCCGGCUUCUACGGAGACGCUACCGCCGGCACGCCCGAGGACUGCCAGCCCUGCGCCUGCCCGUUGCCGGACCCCGAGAACCAGUUCUCGCUGACGUGUGAGAGUCUGGCCGGCGGAGGCUAUCGCUGCACGGCCUGCGAGCCGGGCUACACCGGGCAGUACUGCGAACAGUGCGCUGCGGGCUACACCGGCAACCCCAACAUCCGCGGGCAGAAGUGCGUGGCCGUGGGAGCCCUGGACCAGCCGCCCCUCAUCGUGCGGGUCCACCCCCCGCGGACCGCCGUGUCCCAAGGCAGUGAGGUGACGCUGCGGUGCCACGCCGGGGGCCGCCCCCCCCACUACUUCUACUGGUCACGGGAAGAUGGGCGCCCCGUGCCCAGCUCGGCCCAGCGCCGGCGGCAAGGGGUGGAGCUCUUCUUCCCCAGCAUCCAGCCCGCGGAGGCCGGCGUCUAUGUCUGCACCUGCCGCACCGCCCGGUACAGCAACUCCAGCCGUGCGGAGAUCGUCGUCACGGAAAGCCCCAGCAAGCCCAUCGUGGUGACGGUGGAGGAGCAGAAGGUGCAGACCGUGAGGCCCGGGGUGGACGUCACCUUCGUGUGCACGGCCAAGAGCAAGUCCCCUGCCUACACCCUCGUGUGGACGCGGCAGAACAACAGGAAGCUGCCCAGCCGGGCCAUGGACUUCAACGGCAUCCUGACCAUCCGCAACGUCCAGCCGGAGGACGCCGGCGUCUACGUCUGCACCGGCUCCAACAUGUUCGACAUGGACGAGGGCGCCGCCACCCUCUAUGUGCAAGCCGCAGCCUCCGUCCACCCCACGGCCACCAUUGAGCCCGCGCAGCUGAGCGUCCAGCCAGGCCAGCCGGCCGAGUUCCGCUGCAUCGCCACAGGGAGCCCCGAGCCCACGCUGGAGUGGAUCGGUGGGCCGGGGGGCAUGAUCUCCCCAAGGGCCGUCAUCCGUGGCGGCGUCCUGCGCUUCCCCGCCGUCGAGCCCUCCGACGAGUCGCAGUACCUGUGCCGCGUCCGCAACAGCGCCGGGCAGCACAUGGCCCGCGCCUUCCUGCAAGUGCACAGUGCCAGCAUCCCGCAGGUGCAGGUCAGCCCCGAGCGGACGGAGGUGCACGAGGGCAGCACCGUGAGGCUGUACUGCCGGGCCGCAGGCUCCCCCGCAGCCACCAUCACCUGGGAGAAGCAGGGGGGCAGCCUGCCCCCGCAGUCGCGCGCCGAGCAGACCGACAUCGCCACCUUGGUGAUCCCCGCCAUAACAGCCGCCGACGGAGGAGUGUACCUGUGCGUGGGGCGCAGCGCCGCCGGAGUGGGGCAGGCCCGGAUCGAGGUGGUGGUGGUGGCAGCUUCAGGCGCUUCGCCAGCAGUGCGGAUUGAAUCCUCCUCUUCCUCGGUGACGGAGGGGCAGACCUUGGACCUGAACUGUGUCGUCGCUGGCCAGCCGGCCGCUUCCGUCAGGUGGUACCGGCGAGGAGCUGCCCUGCCGGCCAAACACCAGGUUUACGGGCCGCUCCUGCGCAUCCCAGACGUCUCCGCAGCCGACUCGGGCGAGUACGUCUGCCAGGUCAGCAACGGGGCCGGCCCCAAGGAAGCCUCCAUCUCCGUCAGCGUGCGGCAGGGCCACGGCCCCGUGCACGGAACGCCUUCGGUCGGGAUCGAGUCCCCGUCCCCGUCCGUCAGCGAGGGGCAGGCCCUGGACCUGAACUGCCUCGUCUCCGGCCUGGCGCGGCCCACGGUCGUGUGGUACAAGCGCGGGGGCGCGCUUCCUGCCAGCCACAAGGUUUCCGGCUUCCACCUGCGGAUCCCGGCAGCCGCCCUGGAGGACUCCGGCGAGUACGUGUGCCGCGUGAGCGACGGCGCCAGCGGAGCGGUCCGCGAGGCCUCCAUCGUGGUGACGGUUCACAGCGCCUCCCACACCUCAGGGGUCACGCCAGCACUGCGAAUCGAGUCUUCGUCCCCCUCCGUGGUGGAAGGCCAGACGCUGGACCUGAACUGCGUGGCCGCGGGCCAGGAGGGGGCCACCAUCAUGUGGUACAAGCGAGAGGGCGCCCUGCCGCCGGGCCACCAGGCCUCCGGCUCCCGCCUACGCAUCCCGCAGGCCUCGGCCGCCGACUCGGGCGAGUACAUCUGCCGCGUCAGCCUGGGCCCCGUCACCCGAGAGGCCUCCGUCCUCCUCUCCCACAGCAGCUCCUCCUCCAGCUUGGGCAUCGUGCCCGCCGCGAGGAUCGAGGCCUCCUCCCCGCACGUCCGCGGAGGGCAGACACUGGAGCUGGACUGCAUCGCCGCCCGCCCGGCCCGGGCCACCGUCACCUGGUACAAGCGCGGGGGCGCCCUGCCAGCCGGCCACCAGGCCUUCGGAUCCCGCCUGCGGCUGGUCAGAGUCUCUUCCGCGGACUCGGGCGAGUACGUCUGCCGGAUCAGCUACAACGCCAGCGCCAGCCAGGAGGCGUCCGUCUUCAUCACCGUCCGGCAAGACGGCACUGCCCCCUUCCCCCCCGGCGUGACGUCCCUGCUGCGCCUCGAGGCUUCCUCGGCCCCCUCCGACGAGGGCCACACGCUGGAGCUGCGGUGCCUCGUGGCGGCCCCCGCCGCCCAGGCCAGCGUCUCGUGGUUCCGGCGAGGAGGCCCCCUGCCGGCCAGUCACCAGAUCUCCGGCCCCCUCCUGCGCAUCCCGCAGGCCUCGGCGGCCGACUCCGGGGAGUACGUGUGCCGGGUCAGCGAAGGCUCGGCUGUGCACGAAGCCGCCCUCCUCGUCACCAUCCGGGACGCCGUGGGCUCCUCCUUCUCCGUACACGCAACUUCCCCGAUCCGGAUCGAGGCCUUGUCCCCGUCCGUCGUCGAGGGCCAGACCGUGGACCUGAACUGCCUGGUGCCGGGCCAGUCCCAGCCGCGGGUCGUGUGGUACAAGCGGGGGGGCACCCUGCCCGUCAACGCCCAGGUCCUCGGAACACACCUCCGGAUCCUGCAGGCUUCGGCGGCCGACUCGGGGGAGUACAUCUGCUACCAGGACAAUGCCCCCGUCCCCCGGGAGAGCUCGGUGUUCAUCUCCAUCCCCAGCAGCUCAGGCCCCCCGCCCGCCUCUGGGGCGAUCCUGCCGGUGCGCAUCGAGUCCUCCUCCUCUUCCCUCGUGGAAGGACAGACCCUGGAGCUGAACUGCCUGGUCGCCGGCCAGCCACAGCCCAAAGUCACGUGGUCCAAGAGAGGAGGGGCCCUCCCCGCCAACCACCAGGUCUCGGGCACGCGCCUGCGCAUCCCGCAGGUCUCCUCCGCCCACUCCGGAGAGUACGUCUGCCGCGUCAGCAGCGCUGGUGUGACCCAGGAGGCUGCGUUGCUGGUCACCAUCCAGGACGGGGCUGCGCCAUCUCUGAGGAUUGAGGCUUCGUCGACUUCCGUCGUCGCAGGAGACACCCUGGACCUCACCUGUGUCGCCCCCGGCCAGCCGCACGCCACCUUCACGUGGUCUCGCCGAGAGGGCGCCCUGCCCGCCGGCCACCAGGUCUCCAACGGUCGCCUGCGGCUCGUGAAGCUCGCCCCAGCCGACUCCGGCGAGUACGUGUGCCGCGUCGCUGGAGGAGCGGCCCCGCAGGAGGCGUCCUUCGUCGUCCCCGUCCCGGCUGGUGGCAGCGGCAGCGUUUCACGCCUGCAGAGCCCCAUCAUCUCCAUCAGCCCCCACAGCACGGCGGUGCGCCGGGGGGCCGACGUGGCCUUCAGGUGCCAGGUGCACGACGGCGCGCAGCCCAUCGAGCUCUCCUGGAAGCUGCCCAACAACCAGCUGCAAGAGAACGUGAGGAUCAGCCCCAACGGGUCCGUGCUCAGCAUCACGGGUGCGCGCCCCCCGAACCAGGGCGCCUACCGCUGCGUCGCCUCCAACCGAUUCGGGAUCACCAACAGCGUGGUCAACCUGAUGGUGCAAGGGCCCCCGACGGUCUCCGUGGUGCCCAAGGGCCCCGUGGAGGUGAAGCCCGGCAAGUCCCUCAGCCUGGACUGCCUGGGGGCCGGCGAGCCCCGGGCACUGGUGCGCUGGAGCAAGCUGGGCGCCCGCCAGAAGGUGGAGCACCAGACGCUGCUGCCGCUGGAGAGCCGCGCGGUGCUGCAGAUCAAAUCUGCCAAGCUGGAGGACGCCGGCACUUACAUCUGCCUGGCGCAGAACUCCCUGGGCACGGCGGAGGCGCAGGUGGAAGUGAGCGUGGAGGCCGUCCACGGGAAGCCCGGGGCCCCCCAGGUGCACGUGCACCCCACGCAGGUGGUGCUGGCGGGGGAGACCGCGCGGCUCCGCUGUUCCGCAACAGGCACCCCCACGCCCAGCAUCCACUGGUCCAAGCUGAGGGCCCCGCUGCCAUGGCAGCACCGCAUUGAGAACGACACCCUGGUCCUCCCACGGGUGGCCCAGCAGGACUCGGGCCAGUACAUCUGCAACGCCACCAACUCGGCCGGCUUCACCGAGGCCUUCAUCAUGCUGGACGUGGAGACUCCUCCGUACGCCACCAGCCUCCCGGACGCGGCCUCCGUGCGAGCCGGCGACUCGGUGCAGCUGCAGUGCCUGGCCCACGGCACGCCGCCCCUGCACUACGAGUGGAGCAAGGUCAACGGCAGCCUCCCGGGGCACACCGUGGUGCGCGAGGGCAUCCUGCGCAUGGGCCCCACCACGGCCCGCGACUCCGGGACGUACCGCUGCCGCGUCAGCAACCGGGUGGGCUCGGCCGAAGCUCUGGCCCGGGUCCAGGUGCAAGGCCCCACUGGAGGACCCCCGUCGGUCCACGUCAGCCCCCAGGGGGACGCGAAAGCCGUGGGCGGCACGGCGGAGUUCGUGUGCUCUGCCGCCGGAGACCCCCAAGCGCGGAUCGAGUGGUUCAAGGAGGAGGGGGAGCUGCCCCCCCACCACACCGUCGAGAACGGGGUGCUGCGGAUCGAAAAGCUGGACCGCGGCUGCCAGGGGGUGUACGUGUGCCGCGUCAGCAGCGCCUCUGGCCAGGCCGAGGAGAGGGUCAAGCUGACCGUCCAGGCGCUGCCCAAGGUGAUGAUCAACAUCCGGACGUCGGUGCAGACGGUGCUGGCGGGCAACGCCGUGGAGUUCGAGUGCCUGGCCUUCGGGGACCCCCCGCCCCGCGUCACCUGGGCCAAGGUGGGCGGGCGGCUGCGCCCGGGCGUGCUGGCCAGCGGCAACAUGGUGAAGAUCGAGCGCGUCGAGCAGGCGGACGCCGGGCAGUACCGCUGCACCGCCGCCAACGAGGUCGGCGCGGUCCAGUCCCACGUCAUCCUGCACGUCCAGUCUGUCCCCCAGAUCACGGCCCAGCCGGAGCUGAAGGAGGUUUCCGCAGGCUCCGCGGUGCGCUUCCCGUGCCCGGCGUCCGGGUUCCCCGUGCCAGACGUCGUGUGGACGAAGCUGGAGGGGGAGCUCCCCAGGAGCGUCCGCGUGGAGGGGAACACCCUGGCCAUCCCGGCGGCCCACCCGGAGGACAGCGGCAUCUACGUCUGCAGGGCGUCCAACAGGCAAGGGAAGGCGGUGGCGUUCUCUGUGCUCAAAGUGCGAGAGCGCGUGGUGCCUCACUUCACCCAGAGCCCUCAGUCCUACCUGGUCCUGCCGACCAUGAAGGACGCCUACAAGACGUUUGCGAUCGAGAUCACCUUCCGGGCGGACACGGCGGACGGCAUGCUGGUGUACAACGGCCAGAAGGAGAACACGGGCACCGAUUUCGUGUCCUUUGGACUGGUGGGGGGCCGUCCGGAGCUCAGGUUCGACGCCGGCUCCGGCAUGGCCACCAUCCGCCACCCUUCGCCCAUCAAGCUGGGCAAGUUCCACACGGUCCGGCUCUUCCGCAACCUCACCCAGGGCGCCCUCGUGCUGGACAACCAGCCCCCGGUGAACGGCACGUCCCAGGGCAAGUUCCAGGGCCUGGACCUCAACGAGGAGCUGUACCUGGGCGGGUACCCAAACUACGCCACCAUCGCGAAGACGGGCCUCAGCAGCGGCUUCAUCGGAUGCGUGAGGCAGCUGAUCAUCCAGGGCAAGGAGGUGAUCUUCCAGGACCUCGACCUGCAGGCCCACGGCGUCUCCAGCUGCCCCACGUGCCGCGACCAGCCGUGCCAGAACGGCGGCCUCUGCCAGGACUCGGAGAGCAGCAGCUACGAGUGCCAGUGCCCGCCGGGGUUCGCGGGCAGCAACUGCGAGCACCCCCAGGCCCUGCGCUGCCACCCAGAGGCCUGCGGCCCCGACGCCACCUGCGUGAACCGAGCCUCCGGGGAGGGCUACCUUUGCCGCUGCCUGCUGGGCCGACUCGGGGAGAAGUGCACGGCCGGGGCCACCGUGACCACGCCGCACUUCCACGGGGGCGACGCCUUCAUCUCGUACCCACCGCUCACCAACAUCCACCACGAGCUGCGCCUGGACGUCGAGAUCAAGCCGCUCUCCCCCAACGGCCUCGUCCUCUUCAGCGGGGGCGACGGGGCGCCCGUGGCCGACUUCGUCUCGCUCAGCGUGGCCGGCGGGCACGUGGAGUUCCGCUACGAGCUCGGAUCAGGCACCGCCGUCCUGCGCAGCGCCCGGCCCCUGCGGCUGGGCCAGUGGCACAAGGUGACGGCCGAGCGCCUCAACAAGGACGGUGCCCUGCGGGUGGACGACGAGCGGCCCGUGAAGCGCUCCUCGCCCGGGAAGAGCCAGGGCCUCAACCUGCGCACCGCUAUGUUCCUGGGGGGGGUCGACGCCGCCACCCACCUGCCGCCCGCGGCCAACGCCUCCAGCCACUUCGACGGCUGCAUCGGAGAGGUCUUGGUCAACGGGAAGAAGGUGGACAUUUCCUACAGCUUCCUGGAGAGCCGCGGCAUCUCACAGUGCGCCGACAGCUCUCCCUGCGACCGCCGGCCCUGCCGGCACGGGGGCAAGUGCCUGCUCACCGGCGAGUAUGAGUUCCAGUGCCUCUGCCCGGACGGCUACCAGGGGGAGCGCUGCGAGGUGGCCGAGGUUCAGUGCCGGCUCCAACACCCCUGCCUGAAUGGGGGCACCUGCCGAGACACCGCCUGUGAGUGCCCCCCGGGUUUCCUGGGCGCCUACUGCGAACACGACGAGUCGCAGCGCCAGCUGAACACCGAGUGGGCUCCCGAGGGCAGCGGAGGAAACGAUGCUCCCGGUCAGUACGGCGCCUACUUCCACGACGGCGGCUACGUGGCCCUGCCACGCCACGCUUUCCCCAGGAGCCUCCCCGACGCGCCAGAGACGAUUGAGCUGGAAGUGCGGACCGGCUCCCCGAGCGGGCUGCUGCUCUGGCAGGGCGUGGAGGCGGGGCAGAGCGGCAAGGCGAAGGAUUUCAUCAGCCUCGGGCUGAAGGAGGGGCACCUGGUGUUCAGCUACCAGCUGGGCAGCGGCGAGGCCAACAUCGUCUCCGAGGACCCCGUGGACGACGGCGAGUGGCACCGCGUGACGGCGCUCCGGGAAGGGAAGAAGGGCUUCCUUCAAGUGGACGGAGAGGAGAUGGUCACCGGGGAGUCAGCCGGCAAGAACAUCAUGGUGAACACCAGGGGGCCGGUUUAUCUAGGGGGGGCCCCCGACAUCCGGACCCUGACCGCCGGGAAGUACGUCUCGGGAAUCACGGGGUGCAUCAAGAACGUGGUCCUCGCCAACGAGCGGCCCGGCCAGCAGCCCCAGCAGCCGGUCGACAUGCAGCACCAGGCGGAGGCCCGGCUGAACUCCCGCGAGUGCCCCUCGUAGGCCGGGCUCGCCUCGCCCGCGCCCCACUGCCCUCGGCCGCCACCAGGCCCACUGAGAGACGUCUAUUAUUAUUAUUAUUAUUAUUAUUAUUUUAUU